CUGAAAAUAAUUUUGAUGAUAUCGAUUUUAUAUAGAAUGCCUGUCGCCAUAAUGCCUGUUACCGAAGCUGCGGCAAAGGGUAAAGAAGAAAAGCAUGAGCUACGAACAGCUCCAUUUGAUCCAAGAUUCCCAAAUCAAAAUCAAACAAAGUACUGUUACCAGAGCUAUCUCGACUUUCAUCGUUGCAGAGCUCUGAAGGGUGAGAACUAUGAGCCGUGUGAUUAUUUCAGGAGGGUAUUCAAAUCCAUUUGUCCUAAUGCGUGGAUUGAAAAAUGGGACACACAACUCGAAGAGGGCAGAUUUCCUGGAAAAAUUCUGUAAUGUGUGUGUGCGUAUGCUCUAAGGCACGAAAUGACAGUUUUUCCUGUAGUGUUGUUGUAAUGGUUAAUAAUGCUUUUGUAAAUGGAUCAUGUAAAUACAUUGAUAAAAUAUGCUUGAGAAGAUGGUAA
Molecule: messenger RNA, 449 nt
Organism: Schistocerca serialis cubense
Lineage: Eukaryota; Metazoa; Arthropoda; Insecta; Orthoptera; Acrididae
Gene: COX6B
Product: cytochrome c oxidase subunit 6B1
Exons: 3
Coding region: 16-321 (101 amino acids)
Cellular component (GO): mitochondrion; respiratory chain complex IV
Source: RefSeq, a predicted model, not a curated record